GAUGCGCAACUUCCGUCUAUUCGUCCUCUUUCAACUCUGUGCGUGGUGUGAGACGGGAAGCCAAGAUGAGCAAAGUCUCAAGAGAAACGUUAUAUGAGGCUGUCCGCGAGGUCAUGUCAGGCUCUCUGACAAAGCCCAAAAAGUUUUUGGAAACCGUGGAACUUCAAAUUAGCUUGAAGAACUACGAUCCCCAGAAGGACAAGCGUUUCUCUGGCACAGUCAGGCUGAAGACCACACCACGCCCCAAGUUCUCCGUGUGUGUCCUCGGUGACCAGCAGCAUUGCGAUGAGGCCAAGGCCGCAGAGAUGCCUCACAUGGACGUUGAGGCCCUCAAGAAGCUCAACAAGAACAAGAAGAUGGUGAAGAAGCUUGCCAAGAAGUACGAUGCUUUCCUGGCUUCUGAGUCGCUGAUUAAACAGAUCCCACGUAUUCUUGGACCCGGGCUGAACAAGGCCGGCAAGUUCCCCUCUCUGCUCACCCACAACGAGAACCUCAACACCAAGGUCGAUGAGGUCAAGUCCACCAUCAAGUUCCAGAUGAAGAAGGUGCUGUGUCUUGCCGUGGCUGUGGGCCAUGUGAAGAUGACCGAGGAAGAGCUGGUCUACAACAUCCACCUGUCCGUCAACUUCCUGGUGUCCCUGCUGAAGAAGAACUGGCAGAACGUGAGGGCGCUCUACAUCAAGAGCACCAUGGGAAAGCCCCAGCGUCUCUACUAGAGCACUGUGGCUCCCGCUGCUUUUCUACAAAUAAAAAACAAAAACGUGGAAGAAUCCAA
This is a messenger RNA of Clupea harengus (Atlantic herring), 775 nucleotides long. RefSeq names its product ribosomal protein L10a (gene rpl10a). Lineage: Eukaryota; Metazoa; Chordata; Actinopteri; Clupeiformes; Clupeidae. Gene Ontology annotation, molecular function: structural constituent of ribosome; RNA binding. The record is from RefSeq and is a predicted model, not a curated record. Gene Ontology annotation, cellular component: large ribosomal subunit. Gene Ontology annotation, biological process: translation.